GGAGAGUGGCCAUUCCCAACAAGGCCCAAACCUGCACCGGCCUCCCAGAUCCAGUCAAAGGCACUCAGUGCACAUUCUCCUGCAAUGAGGGCGAGUUCCUGGACAUGCGGACUCAGCUGUGCCAGAAGUGCGCGGCAGGGACUCACUCUUUGGGCUCUGGCGUGGCCUUCGACGAGUGGGAUCGCCUGCCCACUGGCUUCAUCACGCUCGGGAUCAACACUAAUGGCUGGGACGUACACACAGACUGCUCCAACUCCACCUGGACACCGAUGGGCGAUUACAUCGCCUCGAACACGGAUGAGUGUACAGCCACGCUGUCGUAUUCCGUGGACCUGAAGAAACCAGGACGCGUGUCCUUUGACUACUUAUAUUCCGACACCAGCAUCUACUUUGAGUUCUUUGUCCAAAACGACCAGUGUCAGUCCACCGACUCUACCAGCCGCUGGAUGAAGAUCUCUGAGAGCGACUGGAGCCAGCAUGAGGUCCAGCUCAACAAAGGCAACAAUGUUCUGUUCUGGAGAACCACCGCCUACACUCUGCAGGGCCAGGCUGACAAAGCCGUGUUGUUGCGAAAUAUCUCCAUCUCAGGCGUGGCCUACACGUCCGAGUGUUUCCGCUGCAAGCCUGGCACCCACAGCGCCAAGCCGGGAUCUGCCCGCUGCGUCCCCUGCCCCGCUGAUACCUACUCCAACAAGGGGGCCACCGUUUGCCAGCGCUGUGACCCUGAUAAAUACGCAGAGGUAUCAUCUGGAAGCUGUAAAGUAAGACCGGCAUGCACAAACACAGACUACUUCUACACGCACACUCCCUGUGACGCUCAUGGAAAGACUCAGCUGAUGUACAAAUGGAUCGAGCCAAAAAUCUGCAGCGAGACCGCCGAGGGCUCUGUAAAGCUGCCCGCAUCAGCAGAGAAGCAAACGUGUCCGCCGUGCAACCCAGGAUUUUUUCUGAGCAACACCUCGGACACCUGCCAACCGUGCGCUGACAAUUUCUUCUCAAAUGGAACAGUCUGUGAAGGGUGCCCCGUAGGCACAGAAGCUGUGAUUGGUUUGGAGUACAAAUGGUGGAACACAAUGCCGAGCAACAUGAAGAGUUCUGUCCUACGGGCAGAUUUGGAUGACUCCGUGCGCCGCACUGCGUGGGAGGUGGCCGGGGAGUACGUGUACACCACCCCCGGUGAGCGUGACACAGACUACCUCACGCUCACGCUCACGGUUCCAGGAUACAGGCUGCCAGAGUCUCUGGUAAAUGACGGAAAGCAGAGUGAACUGUCUCGCAUCACCUUCAUCUUUGAAACCGUGUGUUCGGCAGACUGUACCUUGUUUUUCAUGGCGGGUUUUAAUCGGUGGAACAACAACGAGCUGGAGCAGUGGAAGGGCAGCAACAGGAAACAGUCAUACUCGUAUUUGAUUCAGAGCAACGCCACUGUCAGCUUCACCUGGACUUUCCAACGAACAGACAACGCCACAACGGAGAGGAGGUUCAGUGCUGAUGUGGCAAAGAUCUUCUCCAUCCACGUCACCAACGUUCUGGGAGGCGUCGCCUCGAAAUGUCGGCAGUGUGCCCUCACGUCUCGCCCUGGCGAUGGCUCAGCCUGUGUGCCCUGCCCGCUGGGCCAUCGCUUGGUCAGCGAGAAAGGAGCUGAGGGAACAUGCCAACGCUGCCCGCCAAACUCCAUCGUCGCGACCGAGUGGCCUGCCAGAGAGCCGGCCUGUGUUGCCUGUGGCCCGAACACAAAGACCAACCAGGCCUACACAGCGUGCCUCAGUGAUUGUACGGCGAAAGUGUGGACAACAGGUGGUGCGGCGCUGCACUACGACUUCUCCCCUCUGUCCAAUGUCACAUCCUUCCAAAGCGGCCCACGCUUCACCAGCAAAGGCCUGCGCUACUUCCAUCACUUCAGCAUGGCUCUGUGCGGCAAAGAGGACCGAGCGACGGCGACCUGCAUGGACAAUGUGACGGAGCACGGCCGAGUGGUCCGAGGUCACGUGUGCCAGUCACUUGUGGUUCCGUCGGACAUCAGGAGUCAGAACAUGGUGGCGUCACAGCCGUUCGUCAUUGGCGACGCUCUUAUUGGUGUAAGUACUGACAGGGUCCUGGCUAACAUCUCCACUCCACCGUGGCUCUUCCCCUCCACCUCUGACCUACCGGAUGUCAUAUUCUAUUACAAGUCCGCUGAGACGACGCAGGCUUGUAAAAGAGGCCGCUCGGCCACUAUCAGGCUGAGAUGCGACCCGGCAAUGGGUGCCACAGACCGUAUCAUGCUGCCCAGUAACUGUUCAGAGGGAACGUGUGAUGGCUGCACUUUCCACUUCCUUUGGCAGAGUCAGCACGCAUGUCCACUGUGCACAAAACGCAAUUAUAGAGAGAUCGUCAGCGCUUGUGAACAAGGAAUCCAGAGGACGACGUAUGUCUGGCAGCAGCCGUCUCAGUGUCACGGAGGAGAGGCCCUCCCAGCCCCGAAAGUCAGCGCUUGUGUGACUUUGGAUUUCUGGCUCAAGAUUGGGGUUUCCACGGGAACGAUCGGCGCCGCUCUUCUCGUCACGCUCAUCUGUUACUUUUGGAAGAAGACACGCAAGUUGGAGUACAAGUACUCCAAGCUGGUGAUGAGCUCGGGGGGCAAAGAGUGCGAGCUGCCCACCGCAGAUAGCUGUGCAAUCAUGGAAGGAGAGGACACCGAGGACGACCUCAUCCAUCUCACCCACAAGUCCUUCUUCAACAAAAUGAAAGCGUACUCCCGCGAGAGAACAUCCGACGGGUUUGAUUCAGUACCUCUGAAGUCGUCAUCUUGUCACCUGCAAAGAGAGGAGGGGGAUUCUGAUGAUGCGUGAUGCAAAGGUGUGACGAAAGCCGUUGUGGUCAAUGCUUUUAUUUAUGCCCAUGGAGGGAGUGUACUGCUGUAUAACAAGGCGAUGUGAAGCCUAAUAAGUCUAUGCAAGACUAAACAUCCCAUCUGAAAGAUAUGUGUGGACAUAACAUCAGGACACCUGGAAUGGGGUCUCGUGGCUUUUGAGGCUGGAACACAGGACAGUUGUUUAAAUUGGAACAACACUAAUAUUAAAACAUCAUGAAAGGAAUAAUAAAUACAAGGAGUAGAAUGAGAAAUAAUGUAAAAAAAGACAAUUCCCAUUACACUUAUAUUGGGAGUUGUGUAAGUCUGUUUGUCUAUUUGUACUUUGUAAUUGGCUAACUUGUGUCCUAUUAGGAACCCUGUGUAAUGUUAUUAUUUGACAUGUGA
Messenger RNA from Phycodurus eques (leafy seadragon), 3238 nucleotides. RefSeq names its product endosome-lysosome associated apoptosis and autophagy regulator 1 (gene elapor1). Gene Ontology annotation, biological process: positive regulation of vacuole organization; autophagosome assembly. Gene Ontology annotation, cellular component: trans-Golgi network; extracellular exosome; lysosome. Lineage: Eukaryota; Metazoa; Chordata; Actinopteri; Syngnathiformes; Syngnathidae. The record is from RefSeq and is a predicted model, not a curated record.